CUUCAUUCCACACUCACUCAGAUCAUCACAACUACCUUCCUCGAGCCAAAACCUGGGGGAAUUUUCUGAAUUUCGGACACACGUUGAGGUCUUUCCAGCAGCUGUUCAUCCUGAAAGGCAAAAAUGUCCAGUCCACUAGAGCGGGUGGUAGCCCAGAAGAAGGAGGCCAUUGAAGCUGUAAUGGAGAUGUUUGAGAAGGGAGCUGAGGUUCUGGCCAGCACUGUAGGAGAGUUAUGUCCUCUUUUUGAAGCUGCUGCACCAGUUUUGAGGCUGGUCUUGGACAACGUGGAAAGCAAGGAGGUCACAUAUGUCAAAGAUCAGUUUCUAGUUGUGAGGAGCAAAUUGGAUGUUCUCUCAUUUCAGCUGGAGGACAUCAACUGUGAGAUAAAGAAGGGUUGCUUGGAUUCUCAGUUCUUCUCUGUGGAGGAGAAUAUAUGCAACCAGUUUAGAAAAUUUAUGGACAUUCUGGAGGCCAAUCAUGAUUACAAAGAGGUCAGAAAACGUGUGUUCUUGCAGCAUUUUCCCCGAUCGAGAGGAGAGAAUAACCUCUACAUACUUUAUGAUGCUUUGAUUGGGAACAGCACAUUUGGAGAGCCAAUUCUGGAUGUAGUGGAACAAUAUGGUGCCAGAAACAGGAGGGUCCUGGAAGACUUCUGUGUAAGGUUGAAGGAGCUUCUCUGCUUGGGAAUAAUUGCUCUACUGGGAUAUUGUUUCCUUAAUCUGGGUGAAGAGGCAGAGCAGGAGAAGAUGCAAGAGUGGAGCACCAAGAUCCAAGUAAUUGAGAUGAAAAUGAAGGAAUCCAUCGAGAAAUGUGUGAAUUCCUUUCCAGAGCAAGCUGAACUGGACAUCCAGAGGCUUAUGAAGGAAAGAGAGAGUGGGAACCUCCAGGAAAUGGCCAAUGAACUGCUGGACUUCCUGGCCAAGAAGUACGACUGGGUGAGCUGGUCCAUCCGUGUCAUUACUAACUUGGGCAAAAUUCGUAACUGGAGAGCUGGAGAAAACUUUCAGUCUAUGGCCGGCCAGAAAUACUUUGAAGUAUCGCAAGGAACUGAAACCAUCCUGGUGGUGUCCUACUGCAGCAACCCUCAACCUGUGCCAAAUGAGAACAUAAAAGAAACAAUGGAAGGUCCUGCUAAGAAGGGAGAUGCCAAAGCUGUAGUUGAGGUUCUGGAGAAGCAGUUAGCUGGGUUUUUGGUUCAUGCUGUCAGUCGUCACAAGGAAAGCUUUGCUGUGUCGAAUUUUCCUGAAGAUUGCCACUACUGGGAGAAACAUAAGAAUGUGAAUCUGUGUGUGCAUUCAGAGUAGACAUAGAAAGGUGAUUCUGAAAGAGGAUCAUUAUUGUGAUAGGCAGUACUGAAUCAUUUUAAAUCAUGCUAGAUGUCCACAAAUAUACUAUUACUUUUGCACUUUAUCCAUGGUCUAUGGCUUAUAUGGCAUUGUUCAUUGUCAGCUUGCAAUCAACUGUCUCUAACAAACAUGAAGUUACUUAAUUUAUUGUACAAUAAUUCACCACACACUAAUUCUUCAGACUAAUCUUAAAUAACCAUCAUCAUGUUUGUCUAAAGUAAAAAGGCCAUCUGUGUUGCACCAAAAAAUUACAACAUAAUUUACUGACAAAUUACAAUGUCAUAAUUUACUCACCAUCAUGUUUUCCUCAUAAACUUGUAUCAUGUUAUGCAAUAAAUGUAUAAAUGUGUCUGUCUGAAAUCCUCCCUUUAAACAAUAUCACACAUCAAUCUGAAUGUUGCAGUGAAUUUGUGUUAUAAUGGUAGAGGUAAGAAUAGUAAAUGGUUUUUGGACCAGAAAAACUAUAUUUUUAAGAUGCCAAGCCUAGGAAUGUGGCCUUUGUGAGAGUGACCUACAUACUAUAGUGCUGACAGAAUAAAAGUGCCCCAUCAACCAUGAAAACAGGCCAAGACUUCCCAUGAAACAAGUCUGUUUGCCUUUUCUCAGAGGAGCACAAACUGCAAAUGCUAAGCGAGAAUUUUUUUAAUGUUAUUUAUUUCCAAUAAAUAUUUUACAGUCAAUAGUUCACAUGCAUUUCUAUGAUACACCACUCAGAGACACAUUUAAUUACUGCUUUUCUAUGCAAGUCAGCAUCUUCUGGUCAAGGGGCUGCUGACAAGCUCCAUAGUGCUGCAAUCAGCUCACUAGUUGUUAAGAUCACUGAGGUGCAGAAUGAGGGAACGAUCCAUCAUUUUAUACUCACAAGGGAGAAUCCAUUUUCAUUCUAUUGCACCUUCUACUGAGGUGCAUUUCUAGCAACCUGGUCUAACAGAAUCACAUUACUAUACCUACAUUUUUGCUAAAUAAUUUUUUCGUGGCUCGUUGUACGCAUCGUAGCUGUUUUCUUGUGAAAUAAACACUAGAGGCGCUACAACAACGACUUUUAUUCACAUUCACAGACAUCACGAAUACAACGGUAGAUUAUCAGUUCAUGAACAUUCACUCUUACGACAUCAAAACACUUGUAAGUGACCUGUAAGUUGUAAGGAGAAACAUUUUAACAUUUGCAUUUUAUAUGCCAACUAAAUAUACAAGCUUAUUCGCAGGGUUGGGGAGUAACGAAAUACAUGUAACGGGAAUACGUAUUUAAAAUACAAAAUAUAAGUAACUAUAUUCCACUACAGUUACAAUUUAAAUCAUUGGUAAUUAGAAUACAGUUACAUUCAAAAAGUAUUUUGAUUAUUGAAGAGAUUACUUUGCAUUUUAUUGUCAUUUGUUUCAUUUAAUAUUUAGUCCUUUCAGAUGGAAAACAUUUAUACAUAUAAAUGAUGUGAUCCAAAGUGCAUUUGAACAGCGGUGAAACACUUUCUUAUGAUGUGUUACAUUCAUACGAGCAGACAGAGAAGUAAGUUUGAAGUAAGUUUGGAGCAGAAGAAAUAGAAAUAAACCUUGUGUAAAUUGUCAGCUUUACGCUAAGCUAAAAUGCUAUUUCUAGCCAUUUUACAUGCACGUUACCAGACACGAUCAUAUUUUCUUAUCAAGAAAAUUCACAUUGGAUCAUAAUUUCUUUUUUUCUAGUAAGACCUUUGAUAUUAGGGCAAAAGUCAUAUUCUUGAUAAAAAAAUUUUAUUGUUUUCCUGUAAAAAUAUCUAAAAAUCCUUAAAAUAAGAUCAGUUUGAUUUAUCUUGUUUUAGAAACAACACUGCAUAAGAUAUUUUGGUUUUUCAGAGAAUGUAUUUUUAACAUGUGUAUUUUGUCAUACUGUACUGGCAGAAUUUUUAUAGUCAAAACAAGUGAAAAAAUCAACCAGUGCUGAAGAAGUAAUCCAAAGUAUUUAGAAUACGUUACUGACCUUGAGUAAUCUAACGAAAUACGUUACAAAUUACAUUUUACAGCAUGUAUUCUGUAAUCUGUAGUGGAAUACAUUUCAAAAGUAACCCUCCCAACCCUGCUUAUUCCAGCGUGAUCAAACUGCACAACACAAAGGACCAGGGUUCGAGUCCUGAAGAGCACGUAAGUCGAAACUACAGCCAAAAGUGUCAUAGUGUCUUUCUCAAAAUUCACCACAAAAUGACAUGGUUGCUUCAGCAAUUGUGUUUUUCAAUUGCUUUUAUGACGCUAUCAUUUAGAAUUAGGUUAAAGGUUUAGGAUGGGUUUGGAUUUGAUGAUUUAAAACUCAACAAAGCAUUUACGUUCAAAACCUCAUCUGUUUGGGAGGAAAUUCAAAUCGCUCUUAGCACCACACAAUGGAUAUUUCACUUCGGAACUGCAGCAAUACAUGUAAUGAACCACGUAAUAUAAACGUAGCCACAUAAUUUUAAUGAGAUCAGGCAGAUUUCUACUGUAAGUUAAAAUGAUAGUUCACCCAAAAAUUUAAAUUCUCUCAUCAUUCAGAAUCUUUAGAAGUGUGUUCUGCAGAAGAUAAAAAAGUCAUACACAUCUGGGAUGGCAUGAGGAUGAGUAAAUGAGAGAAUUUUCAUUUUUUGGUGAACUAUUCCUUUAAUGCUAAAAAUACUCUUUUUUUUGUUGUUGUUGUUGUUGUAAAAAGGAUAUUGUUUGAAACUAUACUCAAAAUUACUGACAUGGAAUUAAUAUAGAAAGCAACAUACCAUGUUGUUACAGAACUCAUUUUAUCCUUAGCGAACUUCCUUUUGUGGAAGGUGGAAAUCGUAUUAAAACAAUAAGCCAUAAUCGAGACAUUGUGUUAAAGUGAUUUUACAACAGGAAAGGAAUGUUCAUCUAAAACCAGCUUAACCAUGGUCAAAUCACUGUAACACAAUGUAAACAAAGGCAAUGCUGUAUAAUAAAAGAAAGCAAUGUUAAAUUUGCCACUAUUUGGAAUUGUCUAUUCAUCCACCAAUUAAUAAUGUUGAUUAGCUUAACUGAAGGAUGUUUACAUUUGCAAUGCAAUGAUGCAUUAAUGUACACUCCAAAAAAUAGCUCUAUGGCUGAACUUGACUAAAUCGUGGACAGUGGUUCUACAUGAUUGAAAUGAGUUUUCUUAACUUAAAAUUAAUAUGUAAUCUCCACACAGACCCUUUGCAUAAAAAGAACUUAGUUGAAUUGGGUAAACCUAACAAAAUUAGACGUGUCGAUGUAACUCAAAUAAAUCUCUUAUUUAUGUAUGUACUAACUAGUGAAAGUGGAUGUUAGCAUGCUAUAUACAUGCUGAUUGGAUACACUACAAAGUGUAAUUUAGUUACCAUGCUAUGGUUAACACAGCAUUUGCUUAACAAAUUGAGUAAUCUAUUUCAUGCGUGACACCCACUUGUUCUCAUCAUUAGCUCAAGCUCCACUCUUCACCAUAAUACUCCAACAUUAAAGAAGAUCUUCUAAAACUCAACAUAACAAAACAUUAAACACUAAAUAGUGUCCCCCUUUAUAUUCAUCUUGGACAAAAACAUAAAAUAAUGUUCACUUUCACAAUGUUUACUCUCCCUUUUGAGUCUCAUGCAAAGCAUUCUGGGAAAUGAAAAUCCCCUGCCCAGUUUGUUCAAUGCUUCAUUAACACCACAAAAAAUAUUCAUGUAGUCCCAACUCAAAUGGAUUAAGUAAAAUUUUACUUCACAAAACUGAAUGGAUAUAAUGCAAGUAGUGACAAAAUGUUCUAGAAGUCUGUUGCUUAAGUUCAUUUUAAUUAAGUAAACUGAACAAGCAGCAAAAUUCCUUUAUAGUAGAAUGUGUGGCCACAGAUGUGCAUUUAUCUGCAUUUUGAAUUUGAAUGCCAAAUAUCAUAACUAUCCAUUUUAUGGUAAGGUUUAACUAUACAUAUUAUAGAAGGGUCCUGGAAUUUUUUAAGCAAGGGUUUUCAAGAUGUUCAUGCUCCUGUGUCAGAGACUGAACAGAAAAUAUGGUUCAGCCAAUAGCAGCUUGUAUAUUCAUUAGAGGUUGAGGCUUGUGUCCUGGUUGAAGCUAUUGAUCAUGUGGCUUCCAUCUCUGAUGUGGCUGAACCUUAAACCUAUCUGUUACCAAACCAAAACAAAUGUAUAGGAUUCCAUUAUGACGAACUUGAGUUUUGCUGGACCACAAUAAAUCAUGUUCUUUUUAAGAGAAAUGUUUGAAACUUUUUAAAAUAAAGACAAAUGAAACCACAACCAUCUCCAGAAAAGGACAUCAGUCAAUAUCAAUAUUUCAUAAACAAAUGAGUGAUUUUAUGAAACGGAAUAUUAUAGUAGUGCCAGGGGUGGUCGAUCAUGCCUCACUCCGACUGAAUCUGCCAAUCACAGCCUGAGUUAAUGACAUUACCUAUUCAUCAGAGUACACCAUCGACCGGCCUGCUGGCUUUAAGUGCCCUGAUCUGAUAAAAAGCAUUAAAACAUUUGUACUGUGACA
Messenger RNA from Myxocyprinus asiaticus (Chinese sucker), 5778 nucleotides. Its product is annotated as protein rapunzel-like. Bases 124 to 1305 code for a protein of 393 amino acids. The record is from RefSeq and is a predicted model, not a curated record. NCBI's taxonomy places the organism in Eukaryota, Metazoa, Chordata, Actinopteri, Cypriniformes, Catostomidae. The transcript has 2 exons.